AUGCAGCCAAGCAUCAAAAAAAGAGAUUACAGGCAGAGAGCACAUGCAAACCCAUUCAAGGAUAACAACAUUGACAUUCCAUCAGAUCCACAAUCUGUAGACUGGACGAAGUAUUUUUAUUGUAACAUAUCUGAUGACGCUACAAAGUUGAUAGACAGUUCCAGAAAGCCUGAUUUCGUAGAUAUAGGCUGUGGAUAUGGAAAAUUUCUUUUGAAGGUUGCUGCAAAGCAUCCUGAACACCACAUUUUAGGAAUAGAAUUGAGAGAUAAGGUACAUGAUUAUGUAAAGACUAUGAUAAGCAGCAUGAACGUGCUCAAUGCAGGAAUAAUGAAAACAAAUGCAAUGAUCUUUCUUCCGAAUAUAUUUGAGGCAAGACAGCUGUCUAAGGUUUUCGUGUUAUUUCCAGAUCCUCACUUCAAGAAAAGAAAGUGGAAGGGACGUGUAGUGUCACCUCAAAUGAUGGAGGUAUACGAAUACCUGUUAAUGAAGGGAGGAAGGCUUUAUAUAUCGACAGAUGUCGAAGAGCUGUUUAACUACAUGGACGAGACCAUUGUUUCAAGUAGGCUUUUCAGACCCCUUUCUGAGGAUGAGGCAGCUCUUGACGAGAUGUCUAGCAUGAUUUCCAGAGACACAGACGAGGCAGGCAGAGCAGGAGCAAAGUCUGGAAAGGUAUUUUCAAGAGUGUUUGAAGUCAAUAAGGAAUGA
This is a messenger RNA of Ordospora colligata OC4, 705 nucleotides long. Its product is annotated as putative S-adenosylmethionine-dependent. Gene Ontology annotation, cellular component: tRNA methyltransferase complex. The record is from RefSeq and is a predicted model, not a curated record. Lineage: Eukaryota; Fungi; Microsporidia; Ordosporidae. Bases 1 to 705 code for a protein of 234 amino acids. Gene Ontology annotation, biological process: RNA (guanine-N7)-methylation; tRNA methylation. Gene Ontology annotation, molecular function: tRNA (guanine(46)-N7)-methyltransferase activity. The transcript has a single exon.